AUGACAAAACUCAAUGCAGGGAACCCAGCCUCAGAACCGCUUUUUUUCGUCGAAAACUUGGAAAUCUCUUUGGCCAGGUUCGACAGGUUUGCAUCUUGGUCUGGAAUCACGUUCACAAGCUCAACCAGCUUGCUAAGAUCGGUUUUCUUGAACUCGUCCAACGGCUUGUCCUCCUGCUCGAAGAUUUCUAUCAUAUACAGCACCAAAUCGCACGCCUCGUCGAACUUGCCAAACUCCAUCAAGAUCUUGGAACUUUGA
Ogataea philodendri is the source of this 258-nucleotide messenger RNA. RefSeq lists its product as uncharacterized. The record is from RefSeq and is a predicted model, not a curated record. The coding region runs from base 1 to 258 and encodes 85 amino acids. Lineage: Eukaryota; Fungi; Ascomycota; Pichiomycetes; Pichiales; Pichiaceae. The transcript has a single exon.